UGCAGACGACGCGAACUUCAUGUGCCGCGUUGUCUUCGCGAGAAAAAACGUCUGCGAUAGCCGGAGCAUCGCAUAACAAUAAUAAGCAGCAAAAAGCGAUGGCAUACUGAGCUGGUCGUCAGACUCUCAAUGAAUUCGUCGUCCUGCUGUCGACGAGAGAAAGCCCAAGACAUGAUGCAGUUUUCCCAUGGCGUUUGAAUCAGCAAUACGGCGUCUGCGUCAGUUGGAGGUUAGGUUCACGUAGGGCUGGAUUAAUAAUUUUCCGGUAAAAUGUCGCACAAGAAGAUCUACAUCGGGAACGAUGAUCAAUCAAUGGAAGUGGAGGAUUCAAAGGCACCGCAGAAGGAAAUCAGGCUGUUCUGUUUUGACAUAAGCAACUGCAGUGUGAGGAGUCAAUUACUUUGGUGUAGCUUGGGGAUAUUCACGUUUUAUAUUAUCUAUGGAUAUUUACAGGAAUUGAUAUUCACUUUGGAUGGAUUCAGACCAUUCGGAUGGUACUUGACACUCAUACAGUUUGGAUAUUACACGGUAUUUGGUUGGGUCGAAUGUCGUAUCAGAGGUAUUAGUAGAAGAAUACCAAUCAGCACUUAUCUCCUGCUGGCUCUGUUGACCUUAGGUACUAUGGGUUUCUCAAAUUCAUCUCUUGGUUAUCUAAAUUAUCCAACACAGGUGAUUUUCAAGUGCUGUAAGCUCAUUCCAGUACUAAUUGGUGGCAUCCUGAUUCAGGGAAAGCGCUAUGGCUUCCUUGACUUCCUUGCAGCGGGUCUAAUGUGUCUAGGCUUAAUCCUGUUCACCCUAGCCGACAGCAUGAUAUCACCGCGUUUCGACCUAAUCGGCGUUGCAAUGAUUAGCUGUGCCCUUCUCUGCGACGCCCUUAUUGGAAACAUACAAGAGAAGACCAUGAAACAGCAUAAGGCUACUAAUACCGAAGUCGUGCUUUACUCUUACAGCAUUGGAUUUGUCUAUUUGUUCGCCAUAUUAGCGUUUACUGGUGAUAUGAGCAGAGGGGCAUCAUUUUGCAGCAAGCAUCCAUUGGAAACCUAUGGCUAUGCCCUGCUCUUCUCGUUAUCGGGUUACCUGGGUAUCCAAAUCGUUCUCUCACUAGUGCAGUCAUGCGGUGCCUUCGUUGCCGCCACUGUAACUACUUGUCGCAAGGCCGUCACCAUCAUCAUCAGUUUCCUCUUUUUCUAUAAGCCCUUCACAUUUCAGUAUAUCUGGUCGGGACUGCUCGUCAUCCUCGGGAUCUACCUCAACAUCUACAGCAAACGCUCCAAUGGCAAAAAUACUUGGCGCGAGAUAUGUCAAGCCGUUAGUCGUUGCAUUAAGCGUCAGAAUCGUAUACAGAGGAGGCUCAUGUCGAAUGUUUAGUCACGAGACAUUUUUAGCAUUUUUUAUAAGAGAUACAAAAAAGAGAGUUACACGUAAAAUUAGGUUGUUUGAUUGGGUGCUUCACGAUGAAGUUUUGACGAAAUUUUUUCAGAAUUCUCAGAUUUAUAGUAUUAGACAUUAAGAUUGUAUUAUCGAAGAUGCAAAACUAUUGUGAAUGAUCCAAUUAAUAUUAACAGUUCCUGUGAUAGAAACUGCGCAUGUUAAUGUCUAUGAAGACAGUAUUUAAUGAUGAAUAAUGCUGGAUGAUAUAGAGGAUCCCAAAUAUUGCAUUGAGUCGAAACGUUAUUUGAAUUAUUUUACUCAUUAUUGUAUAUUACUGUAUAGUUGACUUAUAAUUUUGUAUGUGAUAUGAAAAUUUAAUACGAUCUUUUACUAUUCAUUUUUUAACUGUACAUUGUUACAAAUAUGCUAACAAUUAAAUAUAUACAGCAAUAAAAGUUUAUAAAAACUAACUCAUUACGAACAAGUUUAGAUAACAUAUAAUAGUCAUUGUGUAUACACAUAAUUAUUAAAAAAUGUACAAGAAAAAAUGCUUUAUACGAUUAAAGUAUGUGAAUUAUAGACGCCUAUUCGACGUUGAUAUUGUACAAAAAGGUAACGAACAUAGGACAGUCAAUAAGAUGCAACGAAAUCAAAAAAAUGAUUUUGAAA
Messenger RNA from Nasonia vitripennis (jewel wasp), 2040 nucleotides. It is a transcript of the gene Papst2, whose product is annotated as adenosine 3'-phospho 5'-phosphosulfate transporter 2. NCBI's taxonomy places the organism in Eukaryota, Metazoa, Arthropoda, Insecta, Hymenoptera, Pteromalidae. The record is from RefSeq and is a predicted model, not a curated record. The transcript is spliced from 5 exons. Gene Ontology annotation, molecular function: 3'-phosphoadenosine 5'-phosphosulfate transmembrane transporter activity. Gene Ontology annotation, biological process: transmembrane transport. Gene Ontology annotation, cellular component: endoplasmic reticulum membrane; Golgi membrane. The coding region runs from base 271 to 1368 and encodes 365 amino acids.